GUCACUUCCUCUCCUGUCCGCGUGGUGCAUGCAUCGCGUCUGUCCGAUUCGCGUCGGCUGCGAGUACGCGCGUUAUUCGCGAGAGCGCAUCCGUUGGUAACGUCGGGAGCUGGUGGUGGGAAACACGAGGAUUUUCUCUCAUCCGCUCGUUCUCUUGAGGAUUACCCAAGGAAUACGUUCGUCGUUGGAUGCAGGUUACCGCCGACAUGAACAACCCGCUUUUGCUCACUGCAUCGGCGAUCCUCGCCUGGCUGACGAGUGCCGUUCGCUGCGAGUGCUUCUACGAAGCCGCCAUAAAGGAAACAAGUUUGUGCAGCAACGUCUUCAAGCGACAGGUCGGAGAGAAAGCCUUCAACGCGUCAGAUCCUCGCGAUGUACGCGAAGCCUGCUGUUCCUUAGAAAGGCUGGAACGGUGCCUGUACGCUGCCAGCAGCAACACUGGCUGCAAGGAAGAAGUCAGCAGCAUCGUCGCUUCCAGCGUUAUUGUUGCGAAAGCCCUCGUGGGCGAUGUCUACAAGACGAAGUGCCGGUUCCGAUGUUCUUCGGGAUCUACUCUGUCAGCGCCACUGCCCCUACUACUUGCUUUCUUCUUACCGCUUCUCCUGCUCAGGUGGUAUACAUAACGUACAGCGUGACAACUACCGUUCGCAUAUUCACUUAGUGGGACGCCGUGUGGUGUGACAUCACGGAUGUGAGUGUGCGUGUGACCUGCGUGCGGAACUACUGAAACGUCGCGUGCGUUACGACCGAAGUGCAAGCCAACGUCUGAAAGUCAGCCACCAAAAAAGAAAAAAGAAUGUGCUUACAUGCCUUCGAUGAGGACUACAAGAAGAAAAUUGGCGGCCGUCUUGUGUCAACAAAGGGGAGCCAAAUACAGUACUUACAAGUCGUGCACAAGCACUGCUCCGCAAAAAACCAACUGAGCUCAGCUCAAAGAUUUGAACUUUCUUCCUUAUGACUUGUUAUCUAGAGAAAAAACAAUAUUCACUCUGGACGCUGGUGAAUUAGAGAGAAAAAAAAAAAAAAGAAUGGUGUCCGUUAUUGACGGAGGACAAUAUUUAGAAUAUUGCAUUGCUCAAUCAUUGUGUUUCUAUCGUCUUUCCUCUGCUUGCUUACUACAGCUGAACAGAGCAUGUUUAUCUCGUUGGACAUGGAGUGGCGCGAGCCAUAUAUGUCAAAAUAACGUUACACAAUGGGUAAGCCGACACACUGGGCAAUACUGUAGUUUGCUUCCAAUUUGCGUAGCUCGACAACACGCAAUGUCGCUUAAGUAAGCGGCGUAAAAACGAGUUUUAUUUUCAAAGAGGUAAUGCGGAGAGAGUAUAUAUUUUAAAAAUAAAUCUCAGUCAAAAUAUCCGCGCGGUGCCAAGACGCACCCGAUGUCCAGCGGUCGGGAAAAGUCGAUGCACGUGCGAGGGUGUUCUAGUAUAAACGUCACAGAUGUUUCUGCUUCGUGUACGCAGCUGCUGAUAAUCAAAUCCCGUAUUUUUUGUGUUAUGCAAAUACUUGAAUCUUGUAGUAUAAUACGUUUGCCCGACUUUACGGCUGUUCUUAUCUAAAUACUGCAGCUCCAGGAAGUGCCGGGUUCGGAUAUAGCACUGGCUGGAUGCGACGCAAAUAUCGGUACACUAUAGUACUUCAUGUCCCGCUCUAUAGUGCGUAGACAGUGAAAGGAUUAUAAAGACUCUACGGUUAAAUUUUUGACAGGUAAAUAAAGUGGAAAAGGGAGAAAAUAAAAUAAAGGGUCAACACGUGGCAACCAUUACACUCGUGUACUUAUGCCAUUACGCGCUAUGAUGCAGUGGGUGGCAGUGGGAAGUUCGACGCGCCCUCUAGCAAGCGUUCGACGAAGUAUUCUUGGCGCCGACGUGGCCCAUAUAAAAUGUUGAAACUCAGAGGUUACGCUGAUGCUGGCCAGAUUUUGUAGAUACAUUUCACAUCAGGGUUCCAUAAUUUUUACAAUACGCACACAAAGGAAAAGAAGAGAGAAAGUCUCGUCCUGGGACCCCCUGGAUAAUUACACAAUACAUAAAACCCAGAAACAACAGUGACGUUUAUGGUGUAAACACCCCAUAGGGCGGUUACAGUCCUCUCGGGCAGAGUACCCACGCAGGCUUGGAUUGCGCACGUGCAAAUAUUAGAAUGAAGGGACACACUUCAAUGCGUACACUGCUUGGUCAUCUAAUAACACAUAGAGCUGUACAUCGUUUCACGGCAUGAAAAGCCCGCCGCUUUAGAUUUCUUCUUCCUCUUCCUGAUGAUAACGUGUUCAUUUUUCUGUGUUCGGUAAGUCUUCUGGAUGGAUAUAAGAAAUCCACACGGGACACAGGUUAUCUAAAAACCUUUCCUUUGCUUCUGUAAAUAUCUGGCAGCGAAUCGUGUGUUCCUUCUGUUUAUUAUUGCGAUUAGUGUUCUUCUUUUCUUCUUUAUAUCCAAGCAGAUAUGUGUUACAAGAUUGCUUCGAAGUAUGUAUUUUAGCCACAAAACUCUUUAGCAGCUUGAUUCCGUUUACGUCACCUUAAAGUGCAAUAGUCUUCCGAGUGGGUUAAACAUUGUGAGCGGCGUGAACGUUCUGUCUUGUUUAGUUCACUGACAUCUCCGACAUGGUGGAUAACCAGACGGUACAAUAAUGCUAAACACAGCAAUAGCAGCUUUUCUUUUUUUUUUUUUUUUUGUUGAAGAGUAGCAAGCUGACCUCUCUCAACAACACACACAGCAAUACCACCAUCAACGCGCGCUGUUGCAGGGCAAACGCGUCUUUGAAGUGUUUAUAUGCUCGUUAUUGACCAAAUGUUGCAAAGUCACCAAAGCUUCUUUUUUCCUCGAGGAAAGCAAUUUGUGCCAAGAUGCCAAUUUUGCUUCAGCUGAGAGAAACUGUCUGUAAAUAGUAUAUAAAUAAUACGAUAUUUGUUUUGAUCAAACUAAAGCGUUGCAAGAUGAA
Messenger RNA from Ornithodoros turicata, 2941 nucleotides. RefSeq lists its product as uncharacterized. Bases 189 to 623 code for a protein of 144 amino acids. The record is from RefSeq and is a predicted model, not a curated record. NCBI's taxonomy places the organism in Eukaryota, Metazoa, Arthropoda, Arachnida, Ixodida, Argasidae. The transcript has 3 exons.